Messenger RNA from Manihot esculenta (cassava), 3995 nucleotides. Its product is annotated as pentatricopeptide repeat-containing protein At1g62350. The transcript has 6 exons. The record is from RefSeq and is a predicted model, not a curated record. Gene Ontology annotation, molecular function: protein binding. Lineage: Eukaryota; Viridiplantae; Streptophyta; Magnoliopsida; Malpighiales; Euphorbiaceae. Bases 3053 to 3856 code for a protein of 267 amino acids.
CUGAAAUUUGUCUCCCAAGCCAAUCACGCUGCAGCAGCAAUCGGGCAUCGUAUUUCAACCACAGGAGAGAGCGCCCGCACCACUGCAUCUCGUGCUCGUCAGCCGCCGCACGCCGCACCUCUGCAUCGACCGCUCGUUGCCGCCCACUUCUGUAUCGCGACUGUGAACCGCCGCCGGCCCGCCGCACGCCCGCACCUCUGCAUCGACUGCUCGUUUGCCACCCACCUCUCUCCUCUGCAGUUCAGCAGUUCAACGGAUAAAAGCAGCAGCAGCACUUUCGCCCGCGAGAAGGAAAUCGCAGCCACCAUUCAGCGGCGCCGCCAGCAGCAGGUCAGCCACCAAUGGUUUUCUGCUAUACACAAGCUGAAUGGUCUUAUUUGCAGACUUUUGGGUUUGGAUACCCCAAUGAUAAAAAUUUUUGCUAUUGAAUUGAAAUGGAAAAAUCGGGUUCGGGUAGUAUGUGAGUAUUAUUAAACAGGUUUUGGACAGGUACGAGUAUUGAAAUUAAAAUACUAAACGGGUUUGGGAAUUAUAUUUAUAAAUGGUUUUGGGUUUGGAUCCUUAAUUUCGUGAGUACCCAACUCAAUUACAUCCCUGAGCCCAUUUUCUUCGCACCCCCAACCAAAAACUCAACUUCUUUUUUUUUUUCCAAACUCACAAUUCUCUUGCUGAAAAAUCUGUCUUUGCCUUUGUACAGAACUACUCAUCCUUCCCUCUUCAUCAGCUCCAUUCUCAGUCUUGCUGCAACACAUGAAAUCUGUCGUCUUUGCUAGUUCAUUAGGGAUAUGGAACUCGCCAAGAAGUUAAGGUUCCGAUUGCAAGUAUGGACCUCCUUGCCUCUGAGUCUUUUUUUUUUUUUUUUAACCGUUGGCCAUCACUCAUCCUUCGACGUUGCACAAAAGAAAGCUCCGGGCAGCUGAUAUUGUUCUUGUAUAUGCCUCUUAGGUGAAGAAGCACCAGCAACAAUAGUAGCAACGGCUCACCACAUUGGAAGCCAUACAUAAUCAUUUUAACCACUUUGUAAGCCAAGAUUUCCCUUUUGGGCUGGGUUUACUGGAAAUUUAGCUGGCUGUCUUUUCGAGCUUAAGGACCUCACAAAAGUGAUUAAUGUUCUAAGUCUUAUCGGGAAAAAAUGCAAUACAUUAAUAGAUGUUGAUACUGCCUAUAAUAUAAUACAGUAAUGAUUUAGAUGCAGUUUGGUCAAAAGUUUAUUAUAUUUUGCUUAUGUUAACUAUGCUUAUCUUUUAAAUUCGUCAAGAUUGGGUUAGAUUACGAAUGAUUUUUGUUUCUCUCUUUUCUAUUGCCUUCUUGAUCGUGCUAUGUUGAUUUCCUGCAUUUCUUAUAGACUUCCCUUUUGGGCUGUUUUUGACUGGAAAUUUAGCUGGCUGUCUUUUCGAGCUUAAGGACUUCACAGAAGUGAUUAAUGUUCUAAGUCUUAUUGGAAAAAAUUGAAAUACAUAAUAGAUGUUGAUACUGCCCAUAAUGUAAACAGUGAUGAUUGAGAUUCUGUUUGGUCCAUUUGUGUUGAAUUUUAUGUAGAAUACUUGUUUAAUGUUUUUCAAUGUUUGACUUUGUUGUAAGUUGUACCAAUAUUUUUGUUAGCUAUUUUAAGAUUUUGAUAUUUUUGUUUUCAUUAAAUAUUUCUAAAAUUAUAUUAGCUUGGCUUUGGAUAUCAGAUGUGUAUAUCCUUCCAUGUUUAAACUAUUAUACUCCAAAUAUAUGUUUGUCUUCUUUCUUUUCUCCAUUUCCUCUGUCAAUCUCCAGUAGCUUAAGUAAAAAUUCUUCCAAAGAUGCAGCCACAUUCUAGUGUUCAAAGCAUUCAGCCCUACAACGUUUCAUGUAUCUCCUUUCAUUCCCUAUAUCUUUUUAUUUGUAUUUCAAUUUAAUGUUUUUGGUUUCAUUUGGUUUUAUGAAGAAAAAGGAAACUGUGAAAUUAAUAUAUCAAACUUAUGCAUCUUGUUAAUGGCUAAGACACGAAAAUUUAAAAGAUGUUUACAACUAAUAUUUUCUGCAAAAGAAGCCUAAUCCUGCUUAAAUUCAACUAAUAGCAACAAAAGCUCAUAAGAUCUAAUAGCAAUGUGAUGUAGUUGAUUUUUAUAGCUGUUGAAAGUUUUCGCCGCUGCACUUAACAAAUUGUGAGAUUAGUUAUGCCUUAUGCAUCAUUAUGUUCAAUCACUCCAAGUUGGCAGUUCAUUAAUCUCACUUUGCAUUUCAAGUAUAUUUUAGCUCUCUUUAAUUUGUAAUUUCUUUAUUUAAGAAUUUAUUCAUAAUUUACUUGAAUUUCACAGAGGUUUGAUUUUAUUUUUUUCUUUUUGCCUUUUUGAAUUGUGUUAGAACUUGGAAGAUCUUUUUUUUUUUUGUUUAUAAUCAACUUAAUAUCAAAUUUCAGUUAUUUUGCUUAAUGUGAGGUUUUAAAUCUAUUCAUGAGAUAAUGAUUUGUUCAAUUUCAUAGAGUUUUUAGUUUUGUUUUGGGUUUGAAUCCUUUUAUUUUAUUUAUUUAUUUUUUGUGUAGCAUUUCACAAUUAUUUUGUGUUCAGACUGGGUAUUUUGUUUGGACCUUGGAGCUCUAAUAUUUUUUGACUUUAUGUGUGAUUUGCUUUUCCUUUUUUAUUUUUUUGCUAUAAGAUAAUAUGAUGGGUAAAAUUUUAUGUGUUUUAUUAAAUUCUUUUUUGAUGAUCCAAUCAAAAGGACAUCAUUGUUGCAAAUUAAGAGAUUGACAAAGGGGCAAAAAAAAGCCCAUGUAAAACUGGGAAAGAUAAACUCACUCCCUAAUAAAUCUCGAGACAUAUCGUUAUUUCAAUCAAAAGUAGGUAAUUUCAAUGGUCAUUACUGGUUUUUACAAGUGAAUCUUGCUUUGCCAAUAAAUAAAGUAGAGGCAAAAUAAGUUAAAAACAGACAACCAUAGAAGACACUUGAUAAUAAAACUCCAUCUAAAUAGGUCAUUGUUUUUGCAUUUUCAGACCCUUGCUUGUUUCUUUCCUUUUAUUUGGAAGGUGGUAGAAGAUCAAGACUUUAUAGUGGAGGGCUAGCUAGGUUCCCUGGUUAUCAUCCAAUGUGGCGUAUUGUGUCAAAUCUUCUUCAGAGAACAUCAUCAUCUAAAACACCUAUGCUCUCCCAUUCCCCUCUCAAACACUUCACUUUCCUGACCCAUCAAUUUUCUGAAAUCACGUCCAUAAAAUACCAAAAGCAACAGCAACUCCCAUUGCUUGUUCUUUUGCACCACAUUUCAAAUUUGGCCUCCAGGCCUAGCUUGUCAAUAUGGAGGCGGAAGAAAGAGAUGGGCAAAGAGGGGUUAAUUGUGGCCAAGGAGCUCAAGAGACUCCAAUCAGACCCUGUCCGUCUGGAUUGGUUCAUCAAGUCUCAAGUUUCUCGCUUGCUCAAGUCUGAUCUUGUUGCUGUUCUUGCUGAGUUUCAGAGGCAAGACCAGGUUUUCCUCUGCAUGAAGUUAUAUAAUGUAGUGCGUAAAGAAAUAUGGUAUCGGCCAGACAUGUUCUUCUACAGGGACAUGCUUAUGAUGCUUGCAAGAAACAGGAAGGUUGAGGAAGCGAAGGUGGUUUGGCAAGAUUUGAAGAGGGAGGGAGUUUUAUUCGACCAACACACUUUUGGCGACAUCAUUAGAGCAUUCUUAGAUAGUGGAUUACCGUCAGAAGCAAUGGACAUAUACGAGGAGAUGAGACAUUCUCCUGAUCUUCCAUUAUCUUUGCCUUUUCGUGUGAUCUUAAAAGGUCUCAUUCCAUACCCAGAUUUAAGAGAGAAGGUGAAAGAUGACUUCUUAGAACUUUUUCCGAACAUGAUUGUCUAUGACCCAGCUGAAGACUUAUUUGAAGAUCAACAUAGGGGAAGUGAAGAUGAUUAGAGGUGGAUGAAGUGCUUGCUACAUAUUAGGACACAAUAUUGAUUUGUACUAUGCCAUAAUAAUGUCCAUUUAGCCUUUUGAUAGAAGUGGGCAAGAAUGCGAGGUUCUCUAAUUUUAUUAAAUUACUCCUUUGCCUGCA